UUUUUCUUCAUUACUUUGUUACAUACCAGAGAGAUAAAAAAGAUGAAGGUUAUAAAUACCAUGAUAAAUCCAUCAAGAGGAAACCUCAUGGAUUGGAUAGUGGGCAGUCUGAAGAUGACCAUGAUUCUCCAGUACCCAAAAGGACAAAAACGGGGGAAAAGGUGAAUGGUGAUACUGAGGAAGGAAGCCCUGCCCGCAGGAAAAGAUCUUCAUCCCUGAAUAAUGGCAUGACCCAUACAAAGACACAACAUCAUUCUAGUGAAGGAUCCAGUGGAGAGGGUGACAGUGAACAAGAACAGGAAUUGACUACAGAACAGAAAGACGGUGCUUUCUCCAAUUUUUAUAUCUCUAAAGAGACUAUUGAACUCCUUCGAGCUCGAGGUGUAUCAUACCUGUUUCCUGUGCAAGUAAAGACCUUCUAUCCUAUAUAUGACGGCAAAGAUGUCAUAGCUCAAGCAUGGACUGGAACUGGGAAAACAUUCUCUUUUGCUAUUCCCUUGAUUGAAAAGCUUCAAGGAGACACCCAGGAGAGAAGAAGAGGCCGAAGUCCAAAGGUGCUAGUUCUUACCCCAACCAGAGAGCUGGCAAACCAAGUAGCCAACGACUUUAAGGACAUCACAAGGAAACUCACUGUUGCUUGCUUUUAUGGAGGAACUUCAUAUAAUGGGCAAAUUGACUUAAUUAGAAGCGGCAUUGACAUCUUGGUAGGGACCCCAGGUCGAAUCAAAGACCACCUUCAGAAUGGCAAGCUGGAACUUUGCAAACUUAAGCAUGUUGUUUUGGAUGAAGUUGACCAAAUGUUGGACAUGGGAUUUGCUGAACAAGUGGAGGACAUUUUACGAGUUGCGUACAAAAAGGAUUCAGAAGAUAACCCUCAGACGCUCCUGUUUUCUGCCACUUGCCCAAAUUGGGUAUAUGAUGUGGCUAAGAAAUACAUGAAAUCCCGAUAUGAACAGAUUGAUCUAAUUGGGAAGAGGACUCAAAAAGCAGCUACAACUGUAGAACAUUUGGCUAUAGAAUGCCACUGGACUCAAAAAGAAGCAGUUAUUGGGGAUGUCAUUCAGGUCUACAGUGGGAGUCAUGGACGGACCAUAGUCUUUUGUGAGACCAAAAAGGAGGCAAAUGAACUGGCUCUCAAUGCCUCAAUUAAACAGGAUGCCCAAGUCCUACAUGGUGACAUUCCUCAAAAACAGAGAGAAAUCACAUUGAAAGGUUUUAGAAAUGGCUUAUUUGAAGUCCUUGUUGCAACCAAUGUAGCUGCCCGGGGUUUAGAUAUCCCUGAAGUUGACCUGGUUGUACAAAGUUCACCACCAAAGGAUGUGGACUCCUACAUCCAUCGGUCUGGGCGCACAGGUCGAGCUGGACGGAAUGGAAUUUGUAUCUGUUUCUAUCAGCGAAAGGAAGAAGAUCAACUUAGACAUGUAGAACAAAAAGCGGGAAUAAUAUUUAAGCGUGUAGGUGUUCCUACUGCAACAGAGAUCAUUAAAGCUUCCAGUAAAGAUGCUGUCAGGUUUUUGGAUUCUGUUCCUCCUUCUGCCAUCGACUAUUUUACGCAGUCAGCUGAGAAGCUCAUAGAGGAAAAGGGGGCAGUCAGGGCCUUGGCUGCAGCAUUAGCUCACAUCUCUGGGGCUACUUCCAUUGAACAGCGAUCCUUGCUCUCCUCGGAUGUGGGAUACGUGACAAUGACAUUAAAAUGCUCAAUAGAAAUGCACAGCAUUGGCUAUGCUUGGCGAGGACUAAAAGAACAGCUUGGUGAAGAAAUAGAUAAUAAAGUAUUCAGAAUGCGUUUUCUCAAGGGAAAGACGGGUGUGUGCUUUGAUGUCCCUGUAGCUGAAUUGAGUCACAUACAGGAAAAAUGGCAAGAUUCAAGGCGCUGGCAGCUGGCUAUAGCCACUGAGUUACCUGAGCUAGAAGAAACACCACGUGAGGCAGGCCAAGGGUUCUCCAAUUUCAAGAACGGGAGACAAGGCAAUAACUUCUACAAAAAUGAUAGAUUUAAAAUCAGAGGUCAGAAGCGAAGUUUUAAUAAAGCAUUUUGAUCACCAGCUUGAUUCACAUUUUAAUGCAGAUAUGUGACUGAAUGAAAGUAAAAUUUAUUGAACAUU
This is a messenger RNA of Gavialis gangeticus (Gharial), 2105 nucleotides long. It is a transcript of the gene DDX21, whose product is annotated as DExD-box helicase 21. Bases 228 to 2039 code for a protein of 603 amino acids. The record is from RefSeq and is a predicted model, not a curated record. The transcript is spliced from 14 exons. Gene Ontology annotation, molecular function: RNA binding; helicase activity; ATP binding. NCBI's taxonomy places the organism in Eukaryota, Metazoa, Chordata, Crocodylia, Gavialidae.